AUGGAGACGACUUCAAAGCCCCGGUCCUUCUUCCAAGGCGUCAGAUCCAGAGAGCUACACGGAUCCCGAGCUCCGAAGCGGUCCUACGUGGAUUGCCUGGCUUCGGAAUUCUCCGAGGCCGGAGCUAUUGCCGCCGAGCACAACGGACCUCCGAUGGCCAUUUCGUUCGGCAAGACCAGUAGAAACUCUCACAUUGUGGCCAUGUCUGAUGAGGAUGGCUACUUGAGCUUGUUCGACACGCGGCGCAGGUUCUCGGCGUCUGCAUCUCACCAGGAAAAUGCAGAUAGAACCAAGGUUUGUGAUUGGGUUGCGCAUCAGAAUGCGGUAUUUGACAUCUGUUGGAUAAAGGAUGAUACUCAAAUUGUGACAGCUUCUGGUGAUCAAACUGUAAAAGUAUGGGAUAUUCAGGAGAAGAAAUGUACUGCAGUUCUAAUGGGGCACACUGGAAGUGUGAAAUCUUUGAGCCCUCAUCCAACUAAUCCUGAUAUUAUUGUCUCUGGUUCAAGAGAUGGCUCCUUUGCUCUCUGGGAUAUGAGAUGCAAUUCAACCUCCAAAAAUACGCUUGCAGAGCUAUGUAUAUGCCCUACUGCUGUGAUCAAAGGGGCUCAUCUUACCCCCUGGGCAAAGCGUUCAAGGCGUGGAAGGGCUGCUCCAAGGAGCAUCACAUCAGUUCUUAAUCUUAAAGAUGAGGUUUCCAUUGCUACCGCUGGAGCUGUGGACAGUGUCGUCAAGUUCUGGGACACUAGAAGUCUGAAAACUGUAGUCACACAGACAUGUCCUCAGAUGGAGUCAAAUGAGAAGGAGAGAAGAUUUCAUGGCAUAACUAGCUUAUCCCAAGAUUUAAAUGGAGUGUUUGUUUCAGCCUCUUGUAUGGACAACAGCAUUUAUCUGUACAAUGUGCUUCAGCUAGAAAAGGGUCCUAUGCAAUCCUUCUCUGGAGGUCGGAUUGAAUCCUUUUUUGUGAAGUCGGCUAUCAGCCCUGAUGCUGCUUACAUACUCAGUGGUUCUAGUGAUGGAAAUGCCUACAUUUGGCAGGUAAACAAGCCUCAAGAAGAUCCAGUAAUAUUGAAAAGCCAUGAUGGAGAAGUUACAGCAGUUGACUGGUCCCAUUUUGAGGUUGGGAAGAUAGCAACUUCUUCAGAUGAUUUUACGGUUCGCAUCUGGAACUCUGAGAAUCGUUACUGCCCUAGCACCCCAUCAUCAUCUGCAAUUAGAAGAAGAAUUAUGGCUUUCCCUGGUGUAGAAUGUAGAAGGCUGAUGAACGAAUCAAUGGAUAUGUCAAAGGAUGGAAAGUCCUGUCGCUCGGAUGAAGGAGUAGAUGAAAUUAACUCACUUAAUCCAAUUAAAAUGCCUAGAAUCUGUACUCCUGAUUCACAGAAGAAGCAAUGCAUGUUAGAUUCCGACAUGAGUGAAACAUUUGAAAAGACCCCUGAAGCUACAAUGAAGAGCCCCUCUUCUGUUCUGAACCCUCCCUCUUCUCUAAAAAGGAAAACUAUCCGCGAUUACUUUGUAGUACCUACUCUGAACUUGUAGGUCUCCAUUUUCCUUUUGCUGGCAUAGUUUUGGAGCUCACUGUACAAA
This is a messenger RNA of Fragaria vesca subsp. vesca, 1581 nucleotides long. Its product is annotated as denticleless protein homolog. The transcript has 16 exons. Gene Ontology annotation, biological process: proteasome-mediated ubiquitin-dependent protein catabolic process. Lineage: Eukaryota; Viridiplantae; Streptophyta; Magnoliopsida; Rosales; Rosaceae. Gene Ontology annotation, cellular component: nucleus. Bases 1 to 1533 code for a protein of 510 amino acids. Gene Ontology annotation, molecular function: protein binding; protein-macromolecule adaptor activity. The record is from RefSeq and is a predicted model, not a curated record.